CUUGAGAUACCGAGAUUGGUGCUCCGACUCUCACUCUCACUCACUCCCACCCUAGCUCCUUAGAGUCCUGUUUGUUUUUUUGUUCGUUACUGUUGUUUUUGUUGCCGUUGACUGUGUUGAGAUCGGUUUUUUCCCCGAAUUAUUUCUCCAGUUUAUUAGAAAAUGUUUUGUUAUUUGAUUGUUUGGGAAACAGUUGUUUGUUGGUUUUAGACGAAAAAAAAAGGAAAAUUUUUGGUGAUUCCAUUGAACGCCAGAAACUGUGAUUUAAGACAUAAAAAGUGUGUGACAAUAACUCGCGAUGGCCUACACCGGACUGGUACUGGCAGUGCUGACGAUCAUCCUGUCGAUAGUGUGCUACUUCAAGAUCCUCUACGAGUGGCACCGGAAGGUGCGGCUGCAAACGGUGCGUUCGACGACGCGUUUCACGGCGAAAAAUUCGAACGACGGUCCGUCGAGCGGCAAAGAAUCCGAACUGGUUACCUUCCGGCAAGCUCCGGGUCCGAUGCCGUGGCCAAUACUGGGUAGUCUUGGCAUUCUUGGAAAAUACGAAGUUCCCUUCGAGGGCUUCACGGCACUCGCUCGAAAAUACGGUGAUGUGUAUAGUAUGACGCUCGGUUCGAACCGGUGCCUGGUGGUGAACAGCCUGGAACUGAUCCGGGAGGUGCUGAAUCAGAACGGGCGAUACUUUGGCGGACGGCCAGAUUUUCUGCGCUUUCACAAGCUGUUCGGUGGCGAUCGGAACAAUUGUAAGUAG
This is a messenger RNA of Topomyia yanbarensis, 754 nucleotides long. Its product is annotated as cytochrome P450 307a1-like. Gene Ontology annotation, molecular function: monooxygenase activity; iron ion binding; heme binding. The record is from RefSeq and is a predicted model, not a curated record. NCBI's taxonomy places the organism in Eukaryota, Metazoa, Arthropoda, Insecta, Diptera, Culicidae. The transcript has a single exon. Gene Ontology annotation, cellular component: intracellular membrane-bounded organelle. The coding region runs from base 299 to 754 and encodes 151 amino acids.